AUGAGAGCCUUUUCUGCAGGUGAUAAAGUUGAAGUGUGGAGCGUCACACAGAGCACUUGGCUUCCGGGUGUGGUUGAGGCCUUUGUCGCAGAACGCGCCACUGUGGAGGGUGUCCAAUGGCCUGCAGGCACCAUCAAGGUCUGCACCCAGGGAGGAGGAUAUGAAUGGAUUCCCCAACUGGAGACCAACGUCAGCGUUCGCAGAGUUCCCCUGGCCGAGCAAGGGACACUGGAUCAGAUGAUUGCAGCGAACGGUUUGUUGGCAGAUUCUGCCAUUCUUUCUGCCAGCUGCCCAUCUUCUGCGUACGACGCGACGGGGCUUCAAUAUGGAUUUCCAGAGCGGCAGACUGGCUCAGAUCAAAGCCCGGUAUCAGAAGAUGUGCGCAAUCUCCUGGUAGACCAUUCUUCGUUCUGCGAUGAGCGCUCGAAGCGAAGUCUAUUGGACCUUGAUUCUUUGGCCGGAAUUAUGAAGGAGUCCGACGCAGCAGUGAAGGCAACGAUUGGGCAGAACGUCAUUGUGCUGAUGGGAUCCACUGGAUCCGGGAAGACGUGUUUCAUGCACACAAUUGCAGGCCAGGAGCUGAUUCCCAAAUCCAAUGGUCUUUCCAGGGAUGGUUGGGAAGCCAAGCAUCCCAUGGAGGGCUUUACUAUUGGCCACACUCAGCGAUCUGAGACGCGAAGUCUCAGGGCCUUGAACGUGAAGCCGGAUGUGGUUGUGGUGGAUGCGCCGGGGCAGUCCGAUACGCGAGGCGAUGACAUUGAAAUUGCCACCUCUGCGGCAUGUAGCCAGAUUGCGGAAAAUUGCAGGAUGCUCCGUUUUGUGGUGCUGAUCAAUUGUGCCACACUACUUUCGGACCGAGCUCAGGGAUUGCGGCGGAUCGCAGAACUGGUGGCCAAUGUCAUGCCAGACUUUGGAAUUCGCAGGGACCAUCCUUAUGCAGCAAAUUUCUUCUUCACGCACGUGGAGGUCCUUAACCUUCAGGAGAAGCUGGACCCCGAAUCUGCACGCCAUCAAGUGUAUGUAUGGCUUCGCGAGGUCUUGGGUGGAAGCGAACUUGAUGCUGACAGCUAUGCACCUCUCAAUUUUAUGCUCAAAUCUAUGGAGCUUGAUCAGGAGGGGAAGAUGCCCAGGCUUGUCGACGUGUACAAUCCAGCCUGGACGACUCAAGAGUCGUUGUGCACGGCAGUAAUGCGAUUUGGCCCAGACUUUGCGCUCGGUCAACACGGGGACAGCACGAGAGCGAGUUCAAUCGGUGCUUUACUAUUGCCUGCAAGCAAGGCUAAAAUAGAGCGCAUGCUGCUGACCAGUCGGGAGGAAGUUCGGGUCAAGUUGCAGCAAGCCAAUCCUGAAGACGUUCCACAUUUGAGUAUUUUGCGGCACAACCUUGAGCUCGUGAAGGAAUACCUGAUGAGCCUGCCAAAGGUGGCGGCUGCAAUAGAUGAGAUUGCCAACCUGUUCUUGUGUAGGUUUCAAGAUCUACAGCUAGACGCUUUCAACUUAAUCUCGAAAAUCCACGGUGAUGAAGAUUUUGGUGAAAUGGAUGCCAAGCAGUUGUGGAGCACCAUUGGCUUUUUGGAAGGCAUUGCUUCUUUGGGGCCGGGCAAUGAUGCAAUGCCAAAGUGUGAAGUUGGCCACUUCCAGAACAGGCUGGAGAGUUCCUUGAAGAUGUGCCUUGACAACGUGAAAAGGGCCUGCGAUGGAGCUGAUAUUGAAAGUCUGCCGCGAACCCAUCAAUUCAUCCGAUGGCAAUCCAAGAUCCGUGCUUGGAGUAGCAUCAAGCCCGACUUGUCUCAGCAAAUGGAUUCUUUUCUGCAAGGAUACAUCGACCAGGCCAUUGGGGGUGCAUCAAAGCAUCCUGACGAGCUUCAUGCUCAUGUACUUCUGGUGGCGAGGCUGGAGAACAUAAGCGAUAUUGCAACACAAAUGCCUGGCUUUGGUGAUGCUGCCAAGAUAGACGGGGCAUUGAAGGAUGCGGAAGAAUGCUUGGAGAAGCACUUUGAACACAUCUUCGAGAGCGCUUCUCAAGCGGCUAACGCAUCGGUCAGAGCAGUCUUGGAGUCUCCUGAGUCAGACUCUGUGGACUUUGUAGUGCUAAAGACAGUAGGGAAGGAGCUAAAAGAGAGCAGAUCAGCAUGGGAGAGUGGCCUUGAAGCAGCUUCAAAGACACAUGCUCGCGUUGUCAAGUGGUACGAACGCCUACAAGGAGCGGCGACUGGCUGGCUUGACUCCUUGCAGGAGCGCAACAAGGAGAUGCUUGACACGGUCGGUGUGAUCGCUGCAGGUGGCAACAAGUCUGAUGUGGAUCUUGCCACUGGUGCCUGUUGCAAGAACCUCUAUUACACCAUGUCCGAGCUCGUAGAUUCCUUGCCAGAUGUUGACAGACAAAAUUGCAUGAAGAGCACGUGUGAUGUCGUGCUGCUCGACACCUUGAACUGUUUUAACGGAGUGAGCUCUGCCGCCUUGACCUUGUCUACACAAGUUGUCAAUGGCUCUGCCACCCAGAGCAUACUUCAGAGCCUGCGAGUGCUCAUUGAAGUACUUCAAGGCUUUGCCUGGAUGGACAUCGCCAAGGAUGCGGAUGCUCCAAAUAGUACGUUGGACAAACUCCAGAAGCAGGUCCAGGAGUAUUCCGACGAACUGUACCGUAGCCUCUGCACUUUGCUACGUACUUUCCUGGAAACCUCUCCGGUGAAGCGAUCCCUUUCGAAGUUUCUACGUGCCUGGAAGGAGUUUCAAGGGCUGAGCGAAUUAAUUCCGGUGUUCCAGUUCCUGGAGGAUGAACAGGCUUCCGUGCCUCCGUGGCUUCUGAACCCUCACUGCACGAUCUCGACUCCUUUCCGGCAGAAGAUGUCAACAAUAUCCUUCACGCCCAUGACCAGCUACGGUGUUCAGAAAAGCGCUGAUGACAUCAAGAUGCUUGUCUUCUCCUGCGUGGAUGCUCCUGGCAACUACAAGGAUCUUCAGCUGAGAGAGCUCUUCUUGUUUUUGUCCCAAGAUGUUGCCCCAAACCACAAAAAGCAACGUCCUUCCAACACUCUCCUUUCUCCGUCCUUAGUCUUGGGGUAUCAUGAGAUUUUUGCAGCAACCAACGGGCCGAAGGAGAAGGAUUUUGUGCUGUGCACCCUGGAGAAGUGGCGAGGAUUAAUGCUCCUGAGUUUGUUGAAGAUGUUUGGUCCAGAGGAGCAGGUUCACGAGCAGGUGAAGAGAGAGGUCCUUGAUGACUUGGGGAAAGUGCGCGACAUGAUUGGGAACCCGACGGAGAGACAAAGCGCGGCCGACACUCUUGUCAAGCUGGCACUCUUAGAGUUGAAGAGUUCAGCUUUCAAUGAAGCUCAAAGACUAUGGCAGCAAUAUCAAUGCUUGCUGACCACGAGAAACUUCGAAGAUGACCAGACAAUCCAGUUGCAACUUGAAGACUUUGAUUUCACAGGCCUCAAGGAUCUCUUGGGAGAAAGACCGGAAAAGGAGAGCGCGGAAAGUACAUUGAGCAAAACCUUCCAUUUACGUCUUGGGCGAAUUGAGUCGACUGUGCGGGAGCGCUUAUCUUUGGCAAAGCGUUCUGUCCAUGAGCCUGAGAUCUUCGCCAGAGAGUUUCGAAAGCUGAAAGCAGCAGAUGCAGAGCUUGGAGACUACUUGAAGCUCUACAAGGACAUUCAGGGUAAGCGUCCCGUGUUCGACUUGUGUGCUGAGCUAGAGGAGAAGAACUACGAUGCAUGCUUGAACCAUGCAGAUGAGCUUCAAUGCUUGGUUUCCAAGUGGGAAGGCGUCGACAUUUUGACAAGAACUCAGCUUUCUGAAGCGGAAGUUGCGCUGAAAAAGGCCGGGUUUACACCGCGGUCUAUAUGA
Messenger RNA from Durusdinium trenchii, 3846 nucleotides. The record is from the annotation of a GenBank genome assembly. NCBI's taxonomy places the organism in Eukaryota, Dinophyceae, Suessiales, Symbiodiniaceae.